This is a messenger RNA of Pezoporus flaviventris, 2612 nucleotides long. RefSeq names its product kinesin family member 17 (gene KIF17). Bases 303 to 2612 code for a protein of 769 amino acids. The record is from RefSeq and is a predicted model, not a curated record. Lineage: Eukaryota; Metazoa; Chordata; Aves; Psittaciformes; Psittacidae. The transcript has 15 exons. Gene Ontology annotation, biological process: microtubule-based movement. Gene Ontology annotation, molecular function: ATP binding; microtubule binding; microtubule motor activity.
CCCCACAGUUACCUCAGGCUGCCCCCCCCCAAGCCUCCCCCCCCCGCCUGCCAUAGCUGCCUUUCAGGCUAGUUCCGAGUCUCCCCUUCACCCUCCCCAGCUUUCCUCCUCUGCAGCCUCCCCUUCUCGCCCAGCCCUCCUUGCCUCUCCUUCCCCAUGCCGAGCUGUGGGGGGCUCCAUCCCCUCAGUGCCCCCAGUACCUGGUGAGCGCUGCCCCCCACGCGGGGGUGCAGGCCUCGGGGUUAGGCCCUCCCAGGCCCCUCAAGUGAGUGCGUGUGGGGUUGAGCCGGGCCAGGACUUGAAUGGCCUCGGAGGCGGUGAAGGUGAUCGUGCGCUGCCGGCCCAUGAACGUGCGUGAGAGAGCUCUUGGCUGCAAGGCGGUUGUGAGCAUGGAGAGCACCCGGGGCCAGUGCUUCCUCCAGAACCCUGCUGCUGCCGGUGAGCCCCCCAAGCAGUUCACCUUCGAUGGGGCGUACUGCCAGGAGCACAGCACGGAGCAGAUCUACAAUGAGAUUGCCUACCCGCUCGUGGAGGGUGUCACCGAAGGCUACAAUGGCACCAUAUUUGCCUAUGGCCAGACUGGCAGUGGGAAGUCAUUCACCAUGCAGGGAGUUGUGGAGCCUUCUGCACAGAAAGGCAUAAUUCCCAGGGCAUUUGAACACAUUUUUGAGAGUGUGCAGUGUGCUGAAAAUACCAAGUUCUUAGUGAGAGUUUCCUACCUGGAGAUUUACAAUGAAGACAUACGAGACCUACUAGGAGCUGAUACCAAGCAGAAGCUGGAGCUGAAAGAGCACCCAGAGAAGGGGGUGUAUGUGAAGGGGCUCUCUCUGCACACUGUGCACAGUGUGGUACAGUGUGAGCAGCUCAUGGAGAAAGGCUGCAGCAACCGUGCAGUGGGUUACACCCUCAUGAAUAAGGACUCAUCCCGGUCCCACGCCAUCUUCACUGUCAAUAUGGAGAUCUGCACCGUAGAUGAGCAAGGGCUGGACCACCUCAGGGCUGCAAAACUCAGUUUAGUGGAUCUGGCAGGAAGCGAGAGACAGUCAAAAACUCGAGCUGUGGGGGAGCGGCUCAAAGAGGCCAUCAAAAUCAACCUCUCCCUCUCAGCUCUGGGCAACGUCAUCUCAGCCCUGGUUGAUGGCAAGUCUGAGAACAACUAUGAUGAGAGCCUCAGUACAUUGCUCUAUGCUAAUCGAGCCAAAAACAUCAAGAACAAGCCCUGUGUCAAUGAGGACCCCAAGGAUACUCUGCUGAGGGAGUAUCAGGAGGAGAUUAAGAAACUGAAGGCCAUUCUAGCUGAACAGAUGGGCGUGAGUAACUUGGCAGGGCUUCUGCAUGCUGAGACUGCUCACCUGGCAAUGAAAUCGCCUCCCCUCUUCAAACCCCAGGUAGAUCUUGAAGCGGAGAAGCAGCUGAUCAGAGAAGAGUACAACGAGAGACUGGCCCAGCUAAAGGCCAGCUAUGAAGCAGAGCAGGCAUCCCGUGCUCGCCUGGAGGAAGAUAUCAGUAGCCUGAGGACCCACUAUGAUCUCAAGCUGUCUGCUCUGGAGGAGAGCCUCCGGAAGGAAGCAGCUGCCGCAAGGACUGAAACUGCUCCUGAUGAGCCACCUUUGCCCAAAGACACUAUUGCUGCAGUAGGUGAAGAACUAGCAUCAGUCCAGGACCCAGCAGCACCUCAGGCUGUCCAGGACACUGGUGGUGUGAGCAGGAGGAGUGCUGCCACAGGGGUGGCUGUGACUGCUGAGGGGAUGGCCCUGCCUGUGGACCAGCAGCAGGUUCUUGCCAGGCUGCAGGUGCUGGAGCAACAGGUAGUAGGGGGGGAGCAGGCAAAAAACAAGGACCUCAAGGAGAAGCGCAAGCGUCGGAAGAGAUACGCGGAUGAGCGGCACAUGCAGCUGGUGGCCGCGCUGCAGCAGGCGACUGAGGACAGCAGCGACUGGGUGCUGCUCAACGUCUAUGACUCCAUCCACGAGGAGGUUCGAGCCAAGAGCAGGCUUCUGGAGAAGAUGCAGAGAAGGCUACAAGCUGCUGAGACCGAGAUCAAAGACCUGCAGUUGGAGUUUGAACUGGAGAGGAUCAAUUACCUGAGCACCAUCCGCCGCCUGGAGAGAGACCUGAUGCUCUGCCAACAGCUGCUGGAUCAGGUGCAGUUGCUCGUCCGCCAUGACUGCAACUACAGCAACCUGGAGAGGAUCAAGCGUGAAUCCAUCUGGGAUGAGGAAUCUGGCUGCUGGAAAAUUCCAGAGCCCAUCAUCCACAAAAUCCACUUGCCUGCAGUAGUUCCAGCCCUGCCACCGUCCAGACCUUCCCAUGACAGCCCCUUGGCUGAGAGCAGAGAGCCAGCGAUGGAGGAAGACCACUACAAGCUGGUGCUCAACAGGAGUGACAGCGAGACCAUUGCCUCCAACUACUUCCGACCGCGGCGCACCAGCGUCAUCCUGCACCACAACCCGACCCCAAACCGAGCAGCCCCGAGGCCCGAGGGGGCUCUGCGUGCCCGGCCCCGACCCUUUCGCCUCCAGGCCCUGGUUUUCGCUCCCACCACCGCCAGCACCAAGAGCAAGAAGGGUUCCGGCGGCCACCGCCUCCGACCCCGCCACUGCCGACAUUAA